Molecule: messenger RNA, 1263 nt
Organism: Meriones unguiculatus (Mongolian gerbil)
Lineage: Eukaryota; Metazoa; Chordata; Mammalia; Rodentia; Muridae
Gene: Ca6
Product: carbonic anhydrase 6
Exons: 8
Coding region: 1-861 (286 amino acids)
Molecular function (GO): carbonate dehydratase activity; zinc ion binding
Source: RefSeq, a predicted model, not a curated record
AUGAGGGCUGUGGUGACCGUGGUGACCGUGGCGACCCUGUUCUUCCUGGACAUCCAGGCCGACAGUGAGUGGAGCUACUCAGGGGAAUGGCCAGCAGAAGAUGAGUGGCAUGAGAAGUACCCUACCUGCAGGGGCCAGAGGCAGUCGCCUGUUGACUUCAACAGCAGGAAUAUAAACUUCAACCGGUCCUUGCUGCCGCUGGACCUGGUCAACUAUGGGGAGGAGGGGCUGGAGUUCUCCAUGAGUAACAACGGACACACAGUGGAGAUCCCCCUGCCCCACAGCAUGCACCUGACAGACUCCGACGGCACGACGUACAUAGCUCAGCAGAUGCACUUUCACUGGGGCGGAGGGUCCUCAGGAAUGAGCGGCUCUGAACACACCUUUGACGGGAUCAGACGUGCGAUAGAGAUUCACAUCGUUCACUUCAAUAAGAAUUAUGACAGCUAUGAGAACGCCAAGGAUCGACCUGACGGUUUGGCUGUACUGGCGGUCUCCGUUGAGAUUCAGGAUUAUGGUACAAAUACUUACUACGACCCCUUCAUUUCUGAGUUGGCCAGCGUCCAGUAUCCAGGACAAAGCACAACCCUGAGAAACAUUAACAUUCUGAAUAUGUUGCCUCAAGACACCCGGCACUAUUACACCUACCAGGGCUCGCUCACCACUCCCCCCUGCACGGAGAACGUCAAGUGGUUUGUGUUCCGAGAGCCCAGCAAGAUCUCCCUCCUUCAGGCUCUGAAAAUAGAGAAUUCUGUCAUGAAUCACAACAACGAGACAAUUCAAAAUGGUUACCGCCAGACCCAGCCCCUCAACAAGAGAGUGGUGGAAGCCAAUUUCCCAAGCUUACCUGGUGAACUCUAGAAACGUUGAUGAUCAGUGUGCACUCUGUUUAAAACAGAAGAAGAGCGGGAAUGGAAACCACAGUUAACGAGUUGGAAAUGACAUGCCGGUCCUGAGGGCUCACCCCGCCCCUUUUCUAAAGCAUCCUGGAAUGUGGGUCUCCUUGCUGCCUGUGGUCUCUCAUUAACCCAGAGAAAGUGAGCUACAUUAGAUGGAAGAGAAGGGAUGUGGGUGAGAGGUCACCGAUGGAAACAUACUUGGCCAGACACGCAAAGGAAUUGAGCCUUCCACAAUCUCCUGUCAAUCAUUCACUUAAAUUUCGGGGCUGGAGAUGCAACUCAUGGUAGACAGUUUGCUAUGACCCCGGGUUUGAUCCCCAGCACCGAAAAAAAAAAAUCACUCACUUCAAUCUAUGUUAUAAAU